AUGAACUUCUUCUUUUCAGCGUUAUUGGCACUGCGGAAUGCCUCAUCAACGACACCAUCUACUGCAAUUACUACACAUUCUCCACCACGACGGCAAUUAACUAUUCAAAGUAAACCUCGGAUUGAGGAAAACCCAUUAGAGCUGCAAAAACCCGAAUUAAUUAUAUUCGACAAGGAUGGUACUCUCAUCUGCUUUCAUUCGAUGUGGAUCCCAUGGGCGAUGGAUACAGCAAAGCGGUUAGAAGAGGCAACUGGGUUAAGACUCUCGCGACAGAUCUACCAAUUACUCGGACUUUGUCCUGCUCAAGGGAAGGAUAAUGUUAUUGACAAGUGUAUCCAAGACAGUCAGUUAAGAAGCUCUGCAAGCUUACGAGCUAUCCUGGAUAUGCAGCUGUUGUUCAAUGCGUUAAAGGACAAUGAUGUUAAAACAGCAGUUUGCACAGCAGACAAUAGGACAAACACUGUAGCAAUGCUUCAAAGAUUUGGCAUUGAAAAACUUGUAGACAUCAUUGUUUGCGGUGAUGACCCUGGAUCUAAGCCGAAACCUCAUCCUCGCAACGCUGACUACAUAUGUCGAUCCUUGAGAGUGCCUCCAGAGAACGCUGUAAUGGUUGGAGAUACACUAGCUGACUUAGGUAUGGCUCGGGCUGCAGGUUUAGGGGCAGCAGUAGGUGUACUUUCAGGUGUUGGAUCUUUGGAUCAUUUGGAAUCACAUGCUGAUAUCCUGGUUCCCGAUGUUGGGAGUCUGUUGACGAUAUUUCUAGGAAUUGACAAAUUUUAG
This is a messenger RNA of Strongylus vulgaris, 780 nucleotides long. Lineage: Eukaryota; Metazoa; Nematoda; Chromadorea; Rhabditida; Strongylidae. The record is from the annotation of a GenBank genome assembly.